This is a messenger RNA of Ochotona princeps (American pika), 1051 nucleotides long. RefSeq names its product A-kinase anchoring protein 14 (gene AKAP14). NCBI's taxonomy places the organism in Eukaryota, Metazoa, Chordata, Mammalia, Lagomorpha, Ochotonidae. Gene Ontology annotation, cellular component: cAMP-dependent protein kinase complex. The transcript is spliced from 6 exons. The coding region runs from base 385 to 954 and encodes 189 amino acids. Gene Ontology annotation, molecular function: protein kinase A regulatory subunit binding. The record is from RefSeq and is a predicted model, not a curated record.
ACGGUGUACAUGACUAAACAUGUGCCAGGCACAGAGACUGGCACAUGCCAAGAGGACCCGUAAAUGCCAGCUGAGGCACUGGCCAAAACUGUCCUUCCUGGCACAGCCCUGUAAACUCAUUUCCUGCUGGGUUGGAGCUGCUUAUGGCUCUCAGUCUGGUCCUACAAUUGAGAUCAGACAGUUUUUGUGUCUGCCUCUCCCCCUCCCUUCCUCCUUGUGGGCUUCGCUUCUGAUUGGUUGAAGCUUGUGUUGCCUCGGCAGCACUUGUAAACAUUCCAGCUGGGAAUUCUGGGCUGGGCAGUUGAGAGCUCCUACUGAGCUCUCAGACUGAGAGCUCCCCAGAGACUGCUUUAAAAAAGGAUCUGUUCUCUCAGACGAAAGAACAUGGAUAUGAUUAAAAAGGUCAAAGGUCGAAAGGUAGUGACUAUAAAUGUGGAUCCUGCAAGGGAGGAGAAAGUGAAUGAAGCCCACCGCAUCACAACUGAAGCAGCCGCACCUGUAGUUGACAGUGCCAUCAGAAAUGCCGUUCAGCAUGUGGAAGAGGCUACAAACCCCUACAAAAACAUCAACUGGAUCACUCACGGUGAAUUCACAGUGGAAAAAGGCCGUGAACAAAUUGACCAGUUCAUUGCGACAUGGGAGCAUGAAGGGAGCUGGGUGCACGCCACAGAGUUUGCAGAGAAGAAAGAUUUAAUCCACUCCUUCCACUAUAUCUACCACGUAUACUGGAGUUUUACAACUCCUCCAAGACCUCUGGCAAAAUUCAGUGCUCUCGCCUACUUCAUCAUCAAGUUCAACAAAAGCAAACCUCCGCAUAUGCCUGUUGAUGUCUUGUAUUACUUCGAGGAAAGUAAACUGAUUCACAGACCAGGAAUGAGUCGAUUUCGAGAACAAUGGCUGCAUCAUAUCAUUGACGCCAAAUAUUCUUUACUGAAGUCCAUCACCACAUUGUAAUGCAGUUGCAUCUGAUUACUAAAGAAUGUUUUAGGACUGUCUCUGCAAUCAGACUAUAUUAAAGAUGCAGUACCAUAGGUUAAACCACAGAAUACUG